Molecule: messenger RNA, 3888 nt
Organism: Thrips palmi
Lineage: Eukaryota; Metazoa; Arthropoda; Insecta; Thysanoptera; Thripidae
Gene: pea
Product: ATP-dependent RNA helicase DHX8
Biological process (GO): spliceosomal complex disassembly; mRNA splicing, via spliceosome
Cellular component (GO): catalytic step 2 spliceosome; intracellular anatomical structure
Molecular function (GO): RNA binding; RNA helicase activity; ATP binding
Source: RefSeq, a predicted model, not a curated record
AUGGAUGAAGUUCAGAAGCUAGAACACCUUUCAUUGGUGUCUAAAAUUUGUACAGAACUCGAGAAUCAUUUAGGUUUAAAUGACAAAGACUUAGCGGAAUUCAUCAUCGCCCUCUCAGUGAAAAAUAACACACUUGAGUCUUUCAAGAAAGUUCUAGACGAAAAUGGAGCAGAGUUUUCUGACUCAUUUGUCAGCAACCUUCUUCGUAUUAUUCAACACAUGAAACCAGCCUCUUCCUCCUCGUCACUGCCCUCUAAUUUUGAGCCUGCCACCAAACAAGAUAAAUUGGCCAUGAAAUUUCCUGGCCUAGCUCUCCCUAAUGACCCUGAAUUUGAUGAGAAAUACAGUGCUGAUUCAAAGGAUAAAAAAGAAAAAAGCAAGAAAAAGAAAAAGGCCAAAGACAAAGACUCGGACUCUAAGGCUGAUAUCAAACCUACUGUGAAGAAUGAAACUAAAGUUGACGUCAUUGAUGAUGCCAUGGCUGCUUUGGAGGCCCUGGCUCCAUCAGCGGGGCCCUCUCAGAUGAAGUCAGAGCCUAGCAAGGAGGAAGCAACAAAAACCAAGCAACGAGAUUUAGACAAACGGAGAGAUAGAAGUCGAAGCCAAGAUAGGAGUAGAGACACAGAGAGGAGACAUCGUAGCAAAAGUAGAGAAAAACGUCCAAGAAGUCGAGAUAGAGAAAGAAGGCGAAGCAGAAGCAGAGAUGGUCGUAGAAGAAGCAGAAGUCGCGAUGGCAGGAGGAGAAGUCGCAGCAGAGAUCGCCGAGAGAGAGAUCGCAGAAGUAGAAGUAGAGAUAGAAAGAGGGAUCGUAGCAGGAGUCGGGACAGAAAACGGGACAGAAGUGGUGACAGACAUCAUAGAGAUCGAGAUAGGCGAAGAGGAUCCAUUGAUGAGGUUCCUGAUGAAGAUCUGGCCAAUGAACCAGAAUUAGGAAAGAUCUACACUGGGAAGGUAGCAAAUAUUGUACAAUUUGGUUGCUUUGUGCAAAUUGAAGGCCUACGUCGGCGAUGGGAAGGCUUAGUUCAUAUUUCUCAGUUGAGAAGGGAAGGAAGAGUAACGCAGGCACAAGACGUUGUUCAAAGAGGCCAAAAAGUGCGCGUGAAAGUGUUAUCAGUGGCUGGUCAAAAAGUCUCUCUUUCUAUGAAGGAUGUAGACCAAGAUACAGGAGAAGAUCUCAACCCUGCCAUAGCUAAACCUGCAAAUAGAGUUGACUCAGAGCAAGCCCAUAGAAAUCCAGACAGGCCAACAUCCCUCCUAGACCUGCAAGGUGACCUGGAGGAUGAUGACAAUCACAGCAGAAAAAGAGUGAAUAGGAUUUCAUCACCAGAGAAAUGGGAAAUAAAACAGAUGUUGUCAGCAGCUUGCAUUGACAAAUCAGAGCUUCCCGACUUUGAUGACGAAACAGGACUUCUUCCUAAAGAGGAUGACGAAGAAGAGGACAUUGAAAUAGAAAUUGUAGAAGAUGAGCCUCCUUUCCUUCAAGGGCAUGGACGAAUGUUGCAUGAUCUCUCUCCAGUCAGAAUUGUCAAAAAUCCAGAUGGAUCUCUGGCUCAGGCUGCUAUGAUGCAAAGUGCACUUGCCAAGGAAAGACGUGAAGUUAAAAUGAUUCAGAGGGAACAAGAAAUGGAUUCUGUCCCUGCAGGAUUGAAUAAAAAUUGGAUUGAUCCUCUGCCUGAGGCGGAUGGAAGAGCUCUUGCUGCAAAUAUGAGGGGUAUAGGAAACACGGUGCAAGAUCUUCCAGAAUGGAAAAAGCAUGUUAUUGGAGGUCGAAAGAGCUCUUUUGGAAAGAAAACCAACAUGAGUCUUUUGGAGCAGCGUCAGAGUUUACCUAUUUACAAGCUGAAGGAUGAGCUUGCUAAGGCUGUGAAUGACAACCAAAUUUUGAUUGUUAUUGGAGAAACGGGCUCUGGGAAAACAACUCAAAUAACACAGUACUUGGCUGAAGCCGGUUUCACCUCCAGAGGUAAAAUUGGGUGCACUCAGCCUCGGCGAGUGGCUGCCAUGUCAGUAGCUAAGCGAGUGGCUGAAGAAUUUGGAUGUCGUCUUGGACAAGAAGUUGGGUACACUAUUCGUUUUGAAGAUUGCACCAGUCAAGAAACUGUUAUCAAAUACAUGACUGAUGGUAUGUUGUUAAGAGAGUGUUUGAUAGAUUUGGAUUUAAAGUACUACUCAGUUAUCAUGUUGGACGAAGCUCAUGAACGUACCAUACACACUGAUGUUCUUUUUGGGUUGUUGAAGCAAGCUGUCAAAAAACGGCCAGAAUUAAAACUGAUUGUCACGUCAGCUACUCUUGAUGCAGUGAAAUUUUCACAGUACUUCUUUGCUGCUCCAAUUUUUACUAUUCCUGGUCGUACUUUCCCAGUGGAAGUCCUCUAUACCAAAGAACCUGAAACAGAUUAUCUUGAUGCAUCUCUUAUCACUGUUAUGCAAAUCCACUUGCGAGAACCUCCAGGUGACAUUCUACUCUUCCUUACGGGACAAGAAGAAAUUGAUACGGCGUGUGAAAUACUUUUUGAAAGAAUGAAAAGUUUGGGCCCAGACGUUCCUGAACUUAUUAUUUUACCCGUCUACUCUGCCUUGCCUAGUGAAAUGCAGACUCGUAUUUUUGACCCAGCCCCUCCAGGUUCACGUAAAGUCGUUAUUGCAACUAAUAUUGCUGAGACGUCAUUGACAAUAGAUGGUAUUUACUAUGUGGUUGAUCCUGGUUUUGUAAAACAGAAAGUAUAUAAUUCAAAAACAGGCAUGGACUCACUUGUUGUGACACCUAUCUCACAGGCUCAGGCUAAACAGAGGGCGGGUCGAGCCGGCCGUACAGGUCCUGGUAAAUGCUACCGUCUGUAUACAGAACGUGCCUACAGAGAUGAGAUGUUACCGACCCCAGUACCUGAAAUCCAACGUACCAACCUCGCCACUACAGUUCUACAGCUCAAGACCAUGGGUAUCAAUGAUCUCCUUCAUUUUGAUUUCAUGGGCCCACCUGUAGAAUCACUCAUCAUGGCUCUAGAGCAGUUACACUCCCUUAGCGCUCUUGACAGUGAAGGUCUUCUGACAAGGCUUGGGAGAAGGAUGGCAGAGUUUCCUCUUGAGCCAAAUCUGUCCAAAAUGUUAAUUAUGUCAGUUCACCUUCAAUGUUCUGAUGAAGUCCUCACUAUAGUGUCAAUGCUGUCAGUUCAAAAUGUGUUUUACAGACCCAAGGACAAGCAGUCUUUGGCUGACCAGAAAAAGGCCAAAUUUAAUCAGGCCGAGGGUGACCACCUCACUCUUCUCUCUGUUUACAACUCUUGGAAAAACAACAAAUUUUCCAAUGCCUGGUGCUAUGAAAACUUUGUUCAAAUCCGUACUUUAAAGCGAGCUCAAGAUGUGCGAAAACAGCUUCUUGGAAUCAUGGACAGGCACAAACUUGAUGUUGUUUCUGCUGGAAAGAAUACAGUUAGAGUUCAGAAAACAGUGUGUUCAGGUUUCUUCCGUAACGCUGCCAAAAAAGAUCCUCAAGAAGGUUACCGUACCCUUGUUGACAGUCAAGUGGUAUACAUUCAUCCAUCUAGCGCUCUAUUUAACAGACAGCCGGAAUGGGUUGUGUACCAUGAAUUGGUACAAACAACUAAGGAGUAUAUGAGAGAAGUCACAACAAUUGAUCCGAAGUGGUUAGUUGAAUUUGCUCCAGCUUUCUUCAAGUUUUCAGACCCCACAAAACUCAGCAAGUUUAAGAAGAACCAGCGCUUGGAACCUUUGUAUAACAAAUAUGAAGAGCCCAACGCAUGGCGUAUCUCUAGAGUCAGGCGACGCAGAAACUAAUGGAACUGUAUCAAUUAUUAUUUUAUGGAAACUUUGACAUGGACAAUGUUUUUAUUUUCAUUUGUAAUAAAGUGUAAAUAUUUAUAGCUGUAA